CGGGGCCGCGGCGACGCGCGUCUCCGGAACGCGCGGCGCAGGCGGCGCGGAUCGUCGGGAGCCGGUCCGCUGCCGGAACGGGGUCCCGGCUGUGGCUGUGCAGCGGUGCGCUCUCGGGGCGUCAGCCGAGAUGAACACGGUGCUGUCGCGGGCGAACUCGCUGUUCGCCUUCUCACUGAGCGUGAUGGCGGCGCUCACGUUCGGCUGCUUCAUUACCACCGCCUUCAAAGACAGGAGCGUCCCGGUGCGGCUGCACGUCUCGCGGAUCAUGCUAAAAAAUGUAGAAGACUUCACUGGACCUAGAGAAAGAAGUGAUCUGGGAUUCAUUACGUUUGAUAUAACUGCUGAUCUAGAAAAUAUAUUUGAUUGGAAUGUUAAGCAGUUGUUUCUUUACUUAUCAGCUGAAUAUUCAACAAAAAAUAAUGCUCUGAACCAGGUUGUCCUUUGGGACAAGAUUGUUCUGAGAGGUGAUAAUCCGAAGCUGCUGUUAAAAGAUAUGAAAACAAAGUAUUUUUUCUUUGACGACGGAAAUGGUCUCAAGGGAAAUAGGAAUGUCACUUUAACCCUGUCCUGGAAUGUCGUACCAAAUGCUGGAAUUCUACCUCUCGUGACAGGAUCAGGACACGUAUCCGUCCCAUUUCCAGAUACAUAUGAAAUAACGAAGAGUUAUUAAAUUAUUCUGAAUUUGAAACAACAUAUUUUUAUACCUAAUGAAUUGUAUCUUGUUUCUCUCUUCCUUGCAUCUUCAUUUGUUGUGGGUUAAUUUUUUUUUUUGGUAUAAGAAUGAACAUCAGAAGGCAUAUUUGAAGGGAAAGACUAAUGUACUACCUGAUUUUCCAAAUAAAAACAAACAAAGGCCACCAGAGUGGAGUAUUGUAAGAGUAAGACAGCCGCAUCAGAAGAUUCUGUGAAGUACUUGUAUUUGAAGUCGUUGCUGUAUUUCCAUUAUUCUGGAUGGAAUAUGAGUGAUCAUGAAGGAUAGUCAAUGCUUUCAGGUGCCUGUGGAGUUGGGAGAACUCUAUUUAAGCCUUGCAUUCAUGCAGGCUCACAUUGGAUGUGAUUUAGAAGCAGAUAUUUUCUUUUAUCUCUUUUAGGGUAUGUUUCAAUACUGGAAAAAUUAAUACACUUAGUAGUGAGAAGCCUGGUUUACAAAACAGCCAAACAUGAUGGAAUUUUAUUCCAUUUGUCUUAAGGAAUGCCAAAUGCUUGUUUUUCUGACAGGUGACUAGCAGCUUUCUCCACUAAAGACUAAAUACCUCUUUAAAUGCAGUAAAUCAUUCUCAAAUCAUUUUAAAGUCA
Messenger RNA from Dama dama (fallow deer), 1299 nucleotides. It is a transcript of the gene SPCS3, whose product is annotated as signal peptidase complex subunit 3. The record is from RefSeq and is a predicted model, not a curated record. Bases 131 to 673 code for a protein of 180 amino acids. NCBI's taxonomy places the organism in Eukaryota, Metazoa, Chordata, Mammalia, Artiodactyla, Cervidae. Gene Ontology annotation, cellular component: signal peptidase complex; membrane. Gene Ontology annotation, biological process: protein targeting to ER. The transcript has 5 exons.